Selaginella moellendorffii is the source of this 906-nucleotide messenger RNA. RefSeq names its product ankyrin repeat protein SKIP35-like. Bases 31 to 657 code for a protein of 208 amino acids. The record is from RefSeq and is a predicted model, not a curated record. Lineage: Eukaryota; Viridiplantae; Streptophyta; Lycopodiopsida; Selaginellales; Selaginellaceae. The transcript has 2 exons.
GCGCCGCGCGUGGGAAGCAAUGUGGAUCCCAUGAGGCGAUGGAUUUGCAUGAAGGCCACCAGUAUUUGCCAGCAGGAUGUGUUGCCAUUGCCCGGAUUCUUGCUUCUUGGAAGCGCGAUUCGAUCCAGGAGGCAGCAGGAGCGCAAUCGGCAGCAGCAAGAACAGCAGCAAUCUAGGGCGAGUAGCAGCGGUAUGAUGGGUGAGAAUCACACGACGAGUAGCAGCGGCGGUGGCAGGAGAGUGGGGGGAUUAUCGCGAGGUGAGGGCUUUCGAUUCGAAUCGCCAAAGAGAUUAUCGUCUAGGGGCAAGAAGAGCGAGGAAGCUGACGCGACGGAGCUGGGCCGGCGAUUCCAAAACGCGGUCAGCUGCCAUGACUGGGAGAUCGCCGAGAGCUUCAUCCCUUUGGCGGAUCCACAGCGCCUCAACGAUGGUUUGUGCGUAGCGCUCGACUCUUUGUGGUUCUUGAGCACCGAGGACGAGCUCUCCGGCGCAAUGCGGCUGAUCGAGAAGCUCAUCCACGCCGGCGCCGACGAUUUCACGCGAGCAACGCUGCGUACUUCCUUCUUGGUUUCGUGCGUCUCGGCUUGUAGAAGCCGGACUAUGUCUCUCUCGGACACGGUGACCGUCAUGGCUCAAAGGACGAGUGUCAGUGUAUAGCAUUUUUCUUCUUGGGUUUCCUAGGUGACGAGUCCAUGACUGAAGCGUCCAUCCAUCAAAUUUUCCUGGAGAUAAGUUUUCCCGAUCGACUGGUAUCUUCGAAAGGCUCGGUGAUCGUCGUCACUGGUAUCUUCCUGGAUCAAUCUAUUUGUCAAGGACACCGGAAGAAAGCCCAGUUCUAGCAGCACUGACAGAUCAACUCUGAGUUAAACACAGGCUACACGAUAGACUAAAGGAAAGUAACGAGAA